Messenger RNA from Closterium sp. NIES-67, 1727 nucleotides. The record is from the annotation of a GenBank genome assembly. NCBI's taxonomy places the organism in Eukaryota, Viridiplantae, Streptophyta, Zygnematophyceae, Desmidiales, Closteriaceae.
AACCAGCCAAGUCACAUGAGGCUGACUCAGCCUGAGCUAAAUGAACUUCGACGCCAGUUGGAUUACCUGCUCGAGAAAGGUUUCGUUCACCCCAGCACUUCCCCGUUCGCAGCUCCGAUCCUGUUCACCCCGAAGAAAGAUGGCGGUCUACGAAUGUGUAUUGACUACCGCGCCCUGAAUCGGGUUUCCAUCAAGUCCCGCUACCCUAUCCCGCGUGUCGACGAACUCAUUGACCAACUUAAUGGAGCCAAGUUCUUUUCGAAAAUUGACCUUCAAGGCGGUUACCACCAGAUACGUGUGAACGAAGCUGACUGCUACAAGACGGCGUUUCGAACCCGGUACGGAAGUUAUGAGUACACGGUUAUGCCUUUUGGCUUAACAAAUGCACCUUCGACGUUCCAGUUGACAAUGAACGAAGUAUUUCGGCCGCUACUGGAUAAAUGCGUCAUCGUGUACCUCGACGACUUCCUAAUAUACAGCACUAACCGGGAACAGCAUUUGAAGGAUUUGGGAGCAGUCUUCUCUCUCCUGCAGCAACACCGACUCGUCACCAAUGGCUCUAAGUGCGAGUUUCUCAAACAAGAACUGGAGUUUUUGGGACACUAUAUUUCCAUCAACGGAGUUAAAAUCGACCCCAAGAAGAUCGCGACAAUUCAAGACUGGAAGCCGCCGGCUAAUCUCCAUGAACUUCAAAGGUUCCUGGGGUUUGUGAAUUACGUUCGCCGGUUCAUUCCGAACAUGGCGUGGGUAACUUCCCCUCUCACGGAUCUCAGACAACUGAAUUCGGCCGAACGAAAUUAUCCUGUCCACGACAAGGAGUUACUCGCCAUCGUCCAUGCUUUCAAGGUCUGGCGCUGCUACCUGACGGGUGCUGACGUGACAGUCCGAACAGACCACAAAUCACUACAGUUCAUCCGCGCCCAAUCGACACUAAAUCAUCGACAGAUUCGCUGGCUCGAUUACCUCGAGUCAAAAUUUCACUACAGAGUCACCUACAAAUGGGGGGUUAGCAACAUCACCGACGCAUCAUCCCCAACUAACAGUCAAGCAAGGGGCCUAUUACCUAAAAUCUGGUACCAAUCGGAUUUGGGUUCCCGCCUACCGUACCCUACGCGAGCUACUGAUACAGGAGGCACACGACUCGAAUUUCUCGGGUCACUACGGCAUCAAAAAACUGCCAAAUUACUGAGCCGUAAUUAUUACUGGCUUGACUUGUCGACAGACGUGCAGCAGUACGUCACCUCCUGCGCCACGUGUCAAGGCAUGAAGUCUUCACGGCUUCAACCUGCGGGAUUACUGCAGCCGCUCGAGCCACUCAGCCGACCCUUGCAACAGGUGACGAUGGAUUUCGUCACUGGCCUGCCAGCUGGUUCAAGCGGUAACGACGCGAUUCUCGUCGUCGUUGACCGGUUGACCAAGAUGGCCCACUUCGCCACCAGCAAGACGACAGUUACUGCCGAGCAGACAGCGAAACUGUUCCUCACGAACAUCGUGCGGCUCCACGGCAUUCCUUCGACAAGCAUCAGCGAUCGCGACCCUCGGUUCACGUCCAACUUCUGGACAAAAACCUGGCAGCAGUACGGCACACGUCUGCAUCUGUCCACGGUGUACCACCCGCAAUCGGACGGCCAGACUAAGCGCACCAAUCAGACGAUGGAGCAGCUGAUUCGCACAACGUGCACAGACCCGGCCCAAUAGGAAGACUCCCUUCCCUUGAUCGAGUUUGC